Messenger RNA from Suncus etruscus (white-toothed pygmy shrew), 1769 nucleotides. RefSeq names its product ERBB receptor feedback inhibitor 1 (gene ERRFI1). Gene Ontology annotation, cellular component: extrinsic component of cytoplasmic side of plasma membrane. Lineage: Eukaryota; Metazoa; Chordata; Mammalia; Eulipotyphla; Soricidae. Gene Ontology annotation, biological process: regulation of keratinocyte differentiation; negative regulation of epidermal growth factor receptor signaling pathway. The transcript is spliced from 5 exons. The record is from RefSeq and is a predicted model, not a curated record. Bases 215 to 1573 code for a protein of 452 amino acids.
GCCGACGGCCCAGGGCGAGCGGGUGGGUGCGUGCGAGCGGCCAAGGCGCCUGCGCGACGCCACGCCGGGCGGCCCGGAGCCCGCGGCGCGGAGCCAGCCGGGACGGACAUGCGCAGAACGGCGCCGUGGGGCGGCCGCGGCUCGGCGGGCCAAUGAAAGCUCCCGGCCGGUAGAGACGCGCUGCCCUGUUGGAGCGGCUCCAGAACAAGGCACCAUGUCAGUGGCAGGAAUCGCAGCUCAGGAGAUUCGGGCACCGCUGAAAUCGGGAUUUCUGCACAAGGGCCAGGCCCUGGGCACCCUGGAGAGGUGCUGGGACGCUCGAAGCAACUUGGACAGUUUCCUGGGUCUGGACCCUAUAACCAUGGCCUGCAGGCUGAACUCAGCAGCUCAGGAGCAUCUCCCGGCUCUCGGACGUGCUCCGAGGGCAGCUGUGCUGAAGAGCCACCACCUGGCAGAAAGGGGCCCCCCCCAGAAACCCAACCUGCCCCCCCUCAUCAUCCCCCCGAGCGAGGAGGAAGAAGAAGAGCAGCAGCUGAUGUGGGGCCUCAAGGGGCUGUCGGUGGGCGGGUCUUGUACCCCAACACCACCGCUGACACCCAGCCGGGCCUCACCGGCCCUGCUGGGCGGUUCGGGCCUGGCUGCGGGGGACCUGCGCGGCUCCCGGCCGCUGCCCCCCCUGCCCAUCUCUGAGGACCUGGCGUUAGACGAGGCCGACUGCGAGGUGCAGUUUCUCACCAGCUCGGACACAGCUCACCUGCUGGGCCACUGCGCGCUCCCCGACUUCAGGGCUGACUUGCCGGGCCGCCGCAGCUUCCGUGGCUGUGGCCAGAUCAACUACGCCUACCUGGACACCCCGGCCGCGUCGGCCACCGACCUGAACCAAUCCCCCGAACCCCCCGACAGCCCGGCACCAGCCCCACCGUCACAGGCGCAUCGGAGACUGCGACGCUCACACUCGGGCCCGGCCGGCUCCUUCAGCAAGCCAGCAGUGGCCGCCGGGAGCACUGUCAUGCGGGGCACAGCCCGCGCCUCGCCCGAUACCCCCGAGGACAAGCCCGAGGUGCCUCCACGCGUGCCCAUCCCGCCACGGCCCGCCAAGCCCGACUACCGACGCUGGUCGGCUGAGGUGACGUCGGGUACCUACAGCGACGAGGACCGGCCCCCCAAGGUGCCACCUCGGGAGCCGCUGUCCCGGAGCAACUCCCGGACCCCCAGCCCCAAGAGCCUCCCGACUUACCUCAACGGGGUCAUGCCCCCGACGCAGAGCUUCGCCCCAGACCCCAAGUACGUGAGCAGCAAGGCCCUGCAGCGGCAGCACAGCGAGGGGGCAGCCCCGGCCCCCUGCAUCCUGCCCAUCAUGGAGAAUGGCCGCAAGGCCAGCUCCACGCACUACUACCUGCUGCCUGAGCGGCCACCCUACCUGUGCCGCUACCAGCACUUCUUCCGCGAUGCCACCGACAACCCCGUCGGGGCCCCUGGGCCAAUCAGCACCACCACGACGCCCUCGAAGGCCAAGCCGGAGCUGGGCAGCCUGGGGAAGCGCAAACACUGCGCCUACGUGGUCUCCCCUUAGCCUGCACACCGCGGCUGCUUCACCAUUGGAGCAGGAGCAAGGCAAGCGCCAGGAUGCUGAGGAGCCCCUGAUCCCCCCCACUUGCUCCCUCCACUCGGGAGCUGGGGGAUCCAGGGGAGCCUGGACUACAAGUCUCUGUCCACUUGAGAGCUCACCCAUGCACAUGGCCCCGAGGUCACGCCCAAGUGGCUCCUGU